AUGCCUUCCGACGUCAAGCCCCAGGACAUUACCGAGAAGAAUGACCCUAGUGUCAUGAGACAGUGGGAUGAGGCCGACUUCUCCACCAAGUUCGAGGAGUUCUACAAGAUUGUGGAUGGCCUUAAGAUUGGUCUUCUAGGCACAUACCGCCCUGGUGUCGGACGCACCGGCCCUGACUUCCUCUUCCUCGCCAACGCACACUCGCAAAAGUUCAAGGACAUUGAGGCGAACAAGGAAGUCAACAUUUCGUUCCAGGACACCAAGAGCCAGGACUGGAUCUCAGUGACCGGUACUGCCACAACCGCUUCCAACAGUGAUCCUCGUAUCAAGGAAGUCUGGAGCCGUGGUGCUGCAGCUUGGUUCGGCGAUGUGGGUGACGGUGUUCACAACGGAACUGCCGAGGACCCGAGAAUGAGCUUGAUCGAGGUCAAGAGCAAGNNUGUACACAUCUCAUACUACAAGACCAACGUCGGCGCUCUCGGUUACCUCAAGGAAGUCGUUGCCGCCAACGUCACUGGUGGAGUUGCCAACACUGGUAACCUCAGACAGAUGAAGGAGGACGAGAUUUCUCAGGCCAGAAAGCAGCACUCCAGCAUGAGCUCGUAA
This is a messenger RNA of Aureobasidium vineae, 606 nucleotides long. The record is from the annotation of a GenBank genome assembly. Lineage: Eukaryota; Fungi; Ascomycota; Dothideomycetes; Dothideales; Saccotheciaceae.